AUGGCUGCGCCCCGGAGAACCCUGCCACUUGCAAGCCUGACAACGCCCCGCACCACCUUACUCAACAAUUUGCCAGGGCCUCUUCCCCGCGGCCAUCUUGGCGAGGUCAAACUUGAAGAACUUGACAAACCGCGGCGUGGCCCCGCUGGCGGCUGCUGA
Messenger RNA from Puccinia triticina, 159 nucleotides. RefSeq lists its product as uncharacterized. NCBI's taxonomy places the organism in Eukaryota, Fungi, Basidiomycota, Pucciniomycetes, Pucciniales, Pucciniaceae. The record is from RefSeq and is a predicted model, not a curated record. The transcript is spliced from 2 exons. The coding region runs from base 1 to 159 and encodes 52 amino acids.